This is a messenger RNA of Malaclemys terrapin pileata, 3618 nucleotides long. RefSeq names its product myeloperoxidase-like. Gene Ontology annotation, molecular function: heme binding; peroxidase activity. Lineage: Eukaryota; Metazoa; Chordata; Testudines; Emydidae. The transcript is spliced from 16 exons. Gene Ontology annotation, biological process: response to oxidative stress. The record is from RefSeq and is a predicted model, not a curated record. The coding region runs from base 807 to 3113 and encodes 768 amino acids.
CUAUGAUUCUAUGACCCAGUAGGGCCAGGCUGCACUGGGGCCUAACCCUGUUUAGGUCAAACCACACCUGUUACUGAGGUGUCACAAGGGCACCAAUGUGCCUUAAGCCAUUUUAAACAAACCCCAAACCCACCCCGCAGCCUCACCCGGAUCAAUACGGGCUGCUAAGCUGCCCAGCGUCUGAGCUGCUGCCUCAUGGAGAACAAGGGAAAUUCAAGUCCAUGCCAGGAAAAGCAGGAUAUGCCUUCCCCUCUCCUCACCCCAUCCUACUGGGAUCCGGAAGCUCUUUAUCCGGCAGCUACGGGAGAUCCUAACAGUACAAACGCAGCAGCUGUUCUGUGCUCUGCAACGGGAGCUCGCACCCAGACUAAGACCUGAUUAGUCACAGAUCCAGGGUUCUAGACUCUCCCCUCGCCCUGGGGUGCUAAAACACCACCAGAGACAGAGGGGAGUUAACAUCUCCUCUCUAGGAUGACACCUCUAACAACCUGCUUCCACUACAGAUACAACCCAUUGCCAUUGCUGACUGGGAGUACAACUGGAUUGGUGCUGACACAACUUAGCCGUACGUAGCCAAGGACAAACCACACUCAGGAGUUCCAGGCACUGGGGUGAAACCCAGCGUGAAGAACCUUCUGGGAGCCAUGAAAGAUCCAUUGGCCAUUAUCUCUGAACAUUCGUGGUGAUCAGUGGAGAUCCUGGACGAUUGGAAAAAGGCAAAUAUAGUGCCCAUAUUUUAAAAAGGGAAGAAAGAGAACCUGGAGAACUACAGACCGGUCAGCCUCACUUCAGUCCCCGUCAAAAUCAUGGAGCAGGUCCUCAAGGAAUCCAUUUUGAAGCAUUUGGAGGAGAGGAAGGUGAUCAGGAACAGUCAACAUGGAUUCACCAAAGCUGAACAUGGGGAAAAGCCAUUGACAAAUUAUGGGAUGAAGUCAGGGAUCCUCCUCUUCGGAUUCUUGGUGACCCUGAGCCUGUGCCAGGCAUCUGGAUCUUCCAUAAAUGAUAUCUUGGAGACGCUGCCAGAUCCAUUCUUUCUGAGCAGCACUAAAGAAGCCAAGGAGCUGGUGGAUGCUGCAUACAAGUAUGAACGGGACAGAGCAAAGGCGGCAUUCCGGAAAAAGGACGUCAGCCCCUCAGAUAUCCUGAGACAUUUAAAGGAGCCAGUGGCAGGAACCAGGUCUGCAAUCCGAGUUGCCGAUUACAUGGAAACCACCCUGAGCCUCCUGAAGAAGAAGUUGCGUCGCGUGGUGAAAGGAGAGUUUAAUAUCACAGAUGUACUAAGUAGGAAGCAGAAGGAAAUUAUUUCCAAGGCAACUGGUUGUGACUAUCAGAUUCGUUCCAUUAAGUGCCCGAAGAGUAGCAUUUACCGGACCAUUACUGGAGAAUGCAACAACAGGAAACAUUCUUAUUUUGGAGCUUCCAAUCAAGGAUAUGCCCGAUGGCUCCCGGCAGAGUAUGAGGAUGGAGUGUCGCUUCCCAAAGGAUUAACUGAAGGAAAACUUUACAAUGGAUUUCCGCUCCCACUGGUUCGAAAAGUGUCAAAUGAAAUCAUUCACACAGCCAAUGAGAAUGUCACCCAAGACCAGCAGCGCUCUGUCAUCUUCGUGCAUUGGGGUCAGUGGGUUGACCACGAUUUGGACUUAGCCCCUUUCACUACUACAAAAAUUAACAAUCAAGAAGUUCAGUGUGAGACCAGUUGCACCUCUGAGCUACCUUGCUUCCCAAUUAAGUUUCCCCCUGAUGAUCCACGAAUUAAGGACCCAAAUACUUGUAUGCCAUUCGUCCGUACAGCUCCAGUGUGCAAUGCCAAAACAUUUAUACAUGAGCAGAUCAAUGCACUCACCUCCUUCAUGGAUGCCAGCAUGGUGUACGGCAGUGAAGUACCUCUAGCUAAGAGUCUUAGGAAUCAGACAAACCAGCUGGGUUUGAUGGCGCUGAACCAGAACUUUACUGAUGCAGGGCUGGGAUUACUGCCCUUUGAGACCAAUUCCCAAAGCCCCUGUUUAUUCACAAACAAGACCAUGAAUAUCCCUUGUUUUAAAGCAGGUGAUGCACGAGUAACUGAAAAUCUGGGACUUACAGCUCUACACACACUCUUUGUGCGGGAGCACAAUCGCUUGGCUACCGAGUUGAAGAAAUUAAAUCCACACUGGGAUGGAGAGAAGCUCUACCAGGAGGCCCGAAAAAUCAUAGGUGCCAUGACCCAGGUAAUAACAUACAGAGACUACUUGCCACUUCUGCUUGGAGAUGAGACUGAGAAGGAAAUACCAUGCUACACGGGCUAUGAUGAGUCUGUGGAUCCCACCGUGGCAAAUGUAUUCUCCUUGGCUUUUCGGUUUGGUCAUGGUGCAGUACAGCCUUUUGUGACCCGUUUAGAUGAUCAUUUCGAACCUUUGGGUCCAAAUUUCCGGGUCCCUCUUCACCUCACAUUCAGUGCUUCCUGGAGGGUUGUAAUGGAAGGUGGCAUUGACCCGCUUCUCCGUGGUAUGCUGGUUGUCCGUGCGAAACUAAUGAAACAGGAUCAAAUGGUGGUGGAGGAGCUCCAAGAGCGGCUUUUUGAACAGUUACAAGUAAUUGGACUGGAUCUACCAGCCUUAAACCUGCAACGUGGAAGAGAUCAUGGUCUUCCAGGGUAUAACGCCUGGAGGCAAUUCUGUGGGCUCUCACAGCCUCACAACUUAGCUGAACUCUCUGAAGUGCUGAGAAAUCCUGAGCUGGCCAGGAAGUUCAUGGACCUGUACGGGACACCAGACAAUAUCGACAUCUGGAUUGGGGCUAUGGCGGAGCCGUUUGUUCCCAAUGGCAGAGUGGGACCUCUCCUGGCUUGCAUCAUUGGAUCUCAGUUCAGGAAAUUGCGAGAUGGGGACAGAUUCUGGUGGGAGAAUCCCGGGGUUUUCACUCCACAGCAGCGCCGGGCCCUGAGCAGAAGUUCAUUGUCACGGGUUCUCUGUGAUAACACUCGCAUUAGAGAGGUGCCCAGGGACGCAUUCAAGGUCAACCGCUAUCCUGAGGACUUUGUGAACUGCAGAAUGAUCGACAGUAUUGAGUUGUCACCUUGGAGACAACGCAUUAACUAUGGACUGAAAGAACAAGCACCCAGUGACUCCGUAUGAUAGAAGUUGAGAUUUCCCUGGAGGGCUGGAUUGAGGAUGCUGCUGGCAAAGACUCUUCACUAUUUUCAGUCUAACCCACUACUGACGCUUGCUGGCUGGAAGGCACGGCCUCGCUCUGUGACUGGCUGGAAGGCACGGCCUCGCUCUGUGACUGGCUAGAAGGCACGGCCUCGCUCUGUGACUAGCUGGAAGGCACGGCCUACCUGCCGUCAUUUUGCCUGUGUUUGUGUAGAUUUUCUUCCAUUUGGAAAAACUUCCAACGCUGUCAUUAGCUUGCAAGUGGCCAUUGCUAAAAGAACUAGGAUUAGCUGAUAACACUAGCUAAAAACGUCCAGACUGAAUUGAAGCCCACGAGUGCAGAUUUACAAGUUAGUGAUUGUAGGCUGCCUACUGGUGCCUAGUUUUGUGAUUCUUCCAUUUCUUUAUCAUACAGAUCAUUGCUUCUCUUUCUGGUUUCUCUGAAUGGUGAAAGGGCAAGUUGUACACAUUUAAGAUAUUAUCUCAA